AUGUCGACGAUAGUUGCACCAGCCUACGCAUUCUCCUGGCACUCUUGUGCUCGCCUCGAGGUUCCUUUGGACUUCGAUAAUCCUACCGGCAGUCAAGCAGCCAUAGCUCUAGUCCGCAAGCCAGCCAGUGUCCUGCCUAACUCGAAGGAAUACAAAGGACCCGUCUUGUUCAAUCCGGGUGGGCCUGGGCAGAGUGGUGUUGCGUUCGUUUUGGGGUUGGGGGACCACCUAGCCCAGACGCUCGGGUCUGGGUUUGAUAUCGUCGGGUUUGAUCCACGAGGUAUAGCUCGAUCGACACCCCGGACAACGAUCUUCCCCACCCCCGCCGAACGCGCGUUCUUCCAACAGGCGCACUUUGACCGGAUCGUCAAUGCGAGUGGGGAGGGUGUGGAGAGGGCGUGGGGGGUGGGACACGUCAUUGGAAAACUGGCUCAAGCGCAUGAUGAGGAAGAAGGAGGGUAUUUGGAGUACAUCAAUACACCCAAUACGGCUCGAGAUAUGUUGAGGAUUGUGCGUGCGUUUGGGAGGGAGAAGAUACAGUAUUGGGGGUUCUCGUAUGGCACUGUGCUGGGUGCGACGUUUGCUGCUAUGUUCCCGGACAACGUCGAGCGUAUGGUCCUCGACGGCGUCGUCGACAUCGAGAACUGGUACAACGGGAUCUGGGGCAGCGAGCUGCAAGACGCCUCCUCCGCUCUAGAUCACUUCUUCCAAGGCUGCGCAGCCUCCGCGUCCCCAAAAAACUGCGCUCUCCACGACCCCGACGCGUCCGCCAUCAAGGCGCGGUACUACGACCUCGCUGAUCGGAUAAAACAUGAACCUAUCGCGGUGCAUACGGAAAGUCUCUGGGGAGGCCCGAUCUACGGGCUCGUCGACCACUCAAAGUUCCAGAGUGUGAUGUUGAUGGGGUUGUACUUUCCCUAUCUGGCGUAUAGCUUCUAUGCGCGAGCUUUGAAGGACCUUUUGGAUGGUCACCCGGAUACGUUUUUUGCGAUGGACGGUUCGAGGGGGUUUCAAUGCGAGUGUGAUCGGUGGGAGGACGGGGAGGAGGAGGAGGUGGGGGAGGGGGAGGAGGUGGUGGAGGGCCGGAUGGCUGUCGAGUGUGCGGAUGCAGCGGGGUGGGGUGGGGGUGGGGGUUUGGAGGAGACGCGGAGGGCGUUUGAGGCGUUUAGCGGUGGUGGUGAGGGGAGGUGGAGGGAGUGGGCGGGUGUGUGGGCUGGUGCGAGGUUGAAUUGUCUGGGAUGGCCGAGGAAGAUACCCGGCAAGCCUGAUUUUGAAGGACCGUUUGUGGCUAAUACGAGUCAUCCGAUUUUGUUCAUUGGGAAUACUGCUGACCCUGUUACGCCUCUCGCCCAUGCGCAUAAGGUAUCCCAAGGGUUCCCAGGUUGGGCCGUUGUCCUCACUCAGGAUUCUCCGGGGCACGCAUCCCUAGCCGCCACCUCGUUCUGCACCCAACUGCAUAUCCGGAAGUAUUUCGUCAACGGCACGAUGCCACAGCCUGGAACUGUGUGUGAGGUUGUGGGUUCGUUGUUUCCUGGUUCUGUUUGGCCGUUUGGUGAGAGUGGUGAUGGUGAUGGGGAUGGGGAGGGGGAGGGUGAUGGUUCUCCGGCGGCUGGUGGGGAUGGGGAUGAGGAUGGAGGGAUGGAAGACGUGGCUCGGGCGAAGAGGGAUAGAAAAGCAAAGAGGGACGAAGUAAAAGAAAGACUCGCUGUUAGAGGAAGCUUGGAAGGAGUCGAUGUGGAGCAGUGGAUGGAAGCUGUUGAGAAGUUGGCGAAGGAGGCUGCUGGGAGGCGGGUGUAUGGACCUUUGUGA
Messenger RNA from Coprinopsis cinerea okayama7#130, 1809 nucleotides. RefSeq lists its product as hypothetical. The record is from RefSeq and is a predicted model, not a curated record. NCBI's taxonomy places the organism in Eukaryota, Fungi, Basidiomycota, Agaricomycetes, Agaricales, Psathyrellaceae. The transcript is spliced from 10 exons. The coding region runs from base 1 to 1809 and encodes 602 amino acids.